AUGAACGAAUCUCUCAAUGUGAUUGCGUUGAUAUCUGGCGGGAAAGAUAGCUUCUACUCCCUCAUGCAUUGCAUUGAGAAUGGACACAGGAUAGUCGCACUAGCCAAUCUUCAUCCACCCCAGACUCAGCCUGAUGGCAAAGAAGAGUCUCCAUCGGAUAUGAAUAGCUUUAUGUACCAGACUGUGGGCCACACAGUAAUCCCUCUCUAUGGAGAAGCACUGGGGAUACCACUCUACCGAUGGCCUAUUUCAGGCAUCGCUGUUGACACUGGAACCACUUAUGGAAUCACAGGGACACAUAACGAAACUCAUAUCACGCAACCGAACCAAGAUUCUGUAGUGGACGAAACCGAAUCUUUGGUUCCAUUGCUGAAAUGGGUGAUGGGGGAAAAUCCGAGUGCAAAUGCCCUUUGUACGGGUGCCAUUUUGUCAACUUAUCAGCGCACGCGAGUUGAGGCAAUAUCUAACAGGCUUGGUCUCAUUCCACUCUCAUAUUUAUGGCAAUAUCCAAAUCUACCACCUGGUACCCAGAUAUCUUUGCUAGAGGACAUGAAGUCUGUGGGACUGGACGCCAGAAUUGUCAAGGUUGCUGGUGGCGAACUUGAUGAAAGUUACUUGUGGCAAAGUUUGACAACUGAUCAUGUGAUCAAGCGAGUUGAGAAGGCCACCCAAAAGUUCGGUACUCAGGAUGAUGGAUCAUUGCUAGGUGAGGGUGGGGAGUAUGAGACACUCGUUAUUGACGGGCCUUUACAUAUAUUCAAGGGCCGAAUCGAUAUUAAGGAAACAAGUCGGCAUAUCAUCACCGAAACUGGUGGGACUGCUUGGCUUCAUAUCUCAGACGCCAAAGUCAUUAUGAAGACCGACCCUUACUUAGCUAUUAAGCCCGUCCGAAUUCCCCCUCAAUUUGACCCCAAAUUUAGCUCAGUUAUCAAAGCCUUGCAAAGUCCGAGACCUCAAACUGACGUCUUGAGCUCCCAAGAGAGGAAUCAAAAAACUCCUACGGAACCUCUUCAUGUUUUGAACGGGGAUAAUUUGAGUACUUUUAUGGUUCAAUGGACAAUGAAGGUUUCUGAUAGUCGUCCCAUCGCUGACUCAACCUUGGAGCUCAUCGAAAAGUUCAAGCUAAAAUUAAAAGAUGAGGGGCUGAAGCCAGGUAAUAUAGUUUCCAGCAUUGCUAUCCUUAGAUCCAUGCAAGACUUCGCUGUCAUCAACUCAAUUUACGAGGAACUCUUCACGGAGCCCAAUCCUCCAACGCGAGUCACCAUAGCUUGCGGCCCGAGUAUGGGAGCGUAUACUAAUCUCAUUAUCCACUUCACCGGCCUACGCCCGUCAACUGACUUGGUGACUACAUCUCGGAAAGCUCUCCACGUACAAUCGCGCUCCUACUGGGCCCCGGCUAAUAUCGGUCCUUACUCACAAGCCGUCAUCACCACGACCGCCGUGAAUGAGGAGGAAAUUCAAAGCGUGUCAACCGCGGGCCAAAUACCGCUCGUGCCUCACCUCAUGAAAUUAUCAAACACAUCGCUCCUUCCUCCAGCAGUCUUUGAAGCGGCGCUCUCUCUCCAGCAUCUGUGGCGCAUUGGCAUUGCGACUAGUGUCGGCUGGUGGACAGGCGUCAUUACAUACCUAGUGUGCGAUUUGGGCCACGCUUGCGAUAUUUCUCAGCGUGCCAUACUUGCUGGCGAGGCAUGGGCGCACCUACAUCAGGCGCGACCUGAAGACGUGAACGAGGAAACUGCCGACGAAGAGGUGGCUGAUCUUUGGGAAGUGAAUUAUCAUGCUGGCUGGCGUGGCCGUGGUACGGCACGGUGCUCACAUAACCUCCCGGACUGGACGCUCCUCGAAGAGCCUAUGGGAGAGAGUGCGAGGUUCCGUAACGUUGUGCCCCCCCUUUUUGCUGUCGAGGUGGCUGCGCUGCCGCGACAGUGCCUCAUCGAGUGGCACGCCCUGCUCGGCGUGGUGCCGAGUGGGAGGCCGCUUGCGCCCCGUCGUCUCGUUCUACAGCACAGUGUCAUCUACCAGCUGCGCCUCAGCACUCAGCACCAACAAGUCAUCAUCGCCGUUGCCUUCCCAUCCAACCUCACGCAGAUUAGCAGCUACGUUUACGAAGCCUUCUCUCACCUCGGCUGGACGGCUGCGCAUGCUCAUAUUGGAGGCCUCACCUAUUGCGACGCUCAUCUAUCUGAGGACGAACCUGUCUGGUGGCGUGCCUGUGGCACAAUACCGUGUCACAGUCUGUGGAGCGCGACGGGCGAACGAUUGGGUGUGGUAAUAAUUAGAAAUACAAUGAUCUCCAAUGUUUCGGGGUAA
Messenger RNA from Blumeria graminis f. sp. triticale, 2310 nucleotides. The record is from the annotation of a GenBank genome assembly. NCBI's taxonomy places the organism in Eukaryota, Fungi, Ascomycota, Leotiomycetes, Helotiales, Erysiphaceae.